This is a messenger RNA of Engraulis encrasicolus (European anchovy), 3195 nucleotides long. RefSeq names its product pleckstrin homology-like domain, family B, member 3 (gene phldb3). The transcript has 15 exons. Lineage: Eukaryota; Metazoa; Chordata; Actinopteri; Clupeiformes; Engraulidae. Bases 802 to 2769 code for a protein of 655 amino acids. The record is from RefSeq and is a predicted model, not a curated record.
UGUUUAGUUCUAAGCUUGUUUUCCUUUUUCUCACAGUUGAGGCUGUAUAGCCUGCCACCCAAAAGUUAUCAUGUAGAAUUGAAUGUAUCAUUCCAGCUGCCUAAGAGGAAAUUCCUAUGCAGACAGGUUCAUCAACUGUCACAUUUAGAUAAUGUGCUUAUUAUAACUGGUGUUGUUACGACAGUGGCGCACGUUAUCUGUCAGUAGGGUGUUUCUGAAGAGCGUCGACCAACAAUUCCCAACUGUAGGGUUUCACUAUCAAGCGAACGUUGAAGUGUAAUUGGAAAGUCAAAGCAAACUGGCAGAGACUGGAGACUGCGAGGCUGAUAGGUGAGGACAUGAAUAGAAACCAACUCGCCUUGUUGAGUUCACACUCGCCACAUCGUUUUCACACCACCUAGCCUUUCCCCUUUUCAUUCUUGUUCCCCACGCCCCCCUGCCUGCUCGUUCACAUGCGUUCCACCUGUUGACAUCGACACAUUCAACCGUGAUCUGUCAUAUUCUCGGCAGAGCGAUAGAACCGAGAUGGUUCAUUAGACCGCAGAGCGGAGAGACGGGGGUGUGAAGAGAGUUGACGGGACCAGGAAAAGUCCCCGAGCUUCACUUCUAGUCUCAUUCUUUCCCGGGAAGCGAAAGCAAGUGGAGAGAGUUAGAGGAGUAGCCUACCGGCGACUUUUUUGUUAUCCUGAAUUACGCGUGACUUCAACGUAACCUGAGAGGAUUUAUUUGUGGAGAUAAAUCAACAGCUCGACUUCGCGAAACAAUUGUUGAAGCCAAGGGAGCGGAAGUUUCGGUACAGGUAUGAAAGAGAUGCCGAGACAUGUGAUGGACUCGCCAAAGAGCCAAUGGGAGCCGGGCAGGAAGCCCCCGUGGGUGGCCCGAUUGGUGGGUGGCAGGAGUCCCGCCUCCUCGGGGGCGGAGUCGGACACGGAGGGCAGCAGCACGGAGAGUGAGCGGUCCCGCUCGCGGCGCUCCGACUCGGGGUCCAUGAGGGUUGCCACCUCUCCCUCGAUGCUGCAGCAGCGAAUCACAGAGAUCGACCAGCAGAGGGAGGAGCUAAAGAUUGAGCUACAACUGGAGAUAGCGCUGUUGCAGGGGGAGCUGAAGACGGAGAGAGAGCACCUGCGCAGACACACACAGCAGCUGCAGGCACUGCAGGAGCACAGCGGACGCAGACACACACACCGCCAGAGCUCCAGAGACAAGGAGCGGCUGCGUUUGGAGGAGGAGAGGGAGCGCGUGGAGGAGUUGAGGAGGAGGUGUGAGGAGCAGGAGAGACUCCUUCCCACUCAGCCCGAGAGCCAGAGGGAACAGCUGCUCACACAGCUGCAGCAGGAUAAGGAGGCGGCUGAGGCGGCUGUGCGGGCCUUUGAGGACUGGGAGUUCCGCGUCCUGGAGCAGGAGAGCAGCAUCGACUGUGAGAAGGUGGAAGAGGAGGAGGAGGCGGGAGAGGAAGAGGAGGAUGAGAGGGAGGAGAGCGAGAGCAGGGCGGAGACGGAGAGAGACGUCUCCAGGCAACAGCACGCUGUCAACGCUACACAGGAGCGAGUUCAGCAACUGGAGAAGCAGUUGAAGGAGAUGGAGAGAGAGAAGGAUCGACAACUCAACGCCCUCAGGCAGGAGAGAAGAGAACUCCUCCACUCAUCCUCCAGGAGUUUGAAAGAAAAGAAGCCUCUCUCUGAUUGGGCCAAUAUCACAAGCUCCACCCCCUGCAUGAUGUCACUGUCCCCACUGACCAUUCACAAAGCAGCACAGGAGAGCUGCAAAGAGACAGCCAGUCUUCCGCGGCGGCGUACCACCCAUCGGACCAAACUCUCCGACCGACCCCUCUCGGUACAGGGUAUUGGGAGGAUGCAUACGGACGGCCUGUCCCCCGAGAUGAUGAUGCCCCCGCGCCCCCUCUCCUCCUCCUCCCAUCGCCAUAGCAACGGGCAUGCCAACGGCCACCGCAACAAUGCCUACAGUAACGGCAACGGCUUCCUGACGCCGUGCAACAGCGCCAAUAGCUCACGUGCCGCCAGCCCCAGCCUAGGUAUGCUGGACCUUGUGGAGAUCGAGAGAAAACUACGAGAGGCCAAAGCAGAGAGGGAACGCUUACUAAAGGAGAGGGAGGAGUGGCGGAGGCAGGUGGUGGGGGAGAGGGAGAGGCACCAGAGGGAUCAGGAGUCCCCGCCAAGCACAGAGGGGGAGCAGGGCAGGAGCCAACUCUCAGCCCUCUCCAAGAUGGAGGUCAUGCCACUCAGCAAGAUGGAGGUCACGCCACAGCUCAAGGCCGAGGUCACGACAGAGGCGCACCCAGAGGACUCGCCACUCAGCAACACUGCUCCCAGCACGCCGGAGAAGAGCGCCCCUCUCUCCUUCAUGCCGAACUUUGACCUCCGUGCCCAUGUGGAGUCUCUGGGCCACAACGUGACCAACUGCCUGGGCGUACGUCUGUUACCACGGCGAUGCGGCGGCUUUCUGACCAAGCGAGGGGGCCGUGUGAAGACCUGGAGAAGACGCUGGUUCCUCUUCGACCUGGACCAUCGGAGAUUAGCCUACUACACAGACCAAGACGAGAAGAAGCUGAAGGGGGUGAUCUAUUUCCAGGCCAUAGAGGAAGUGUAUUAUGACCACCUACGCACCGCCACCACAUCCCCGAGGCCGAGCCUGACGUUCUGCGUGAAGACGUACGAGCGCCUCUUCUACCUGGUGGCCCCCAGCCCAGAGGCCAUGAGGAUAUGGAUGGACGUCAUUGUGACCGCAACAGACGAACACACCAGAUACUGACACAGACUGGACAUCACUUUAACUUCAGCUUUCUCUCUCAGCUGUCGACUGUGUUCAACGAUGACGCUUGCUACAAGAAGGGUGGGGUUGGGGGGGCAACGUCAACGUUGACAUGUCGUUGAUGCCACCUCGUUGCUAUGGAGGCCGAUUUUUAACAACAGCAGACAGUACUGGAUGAACUGUACAUCAAGGUCAACAGGUGGACUCGACAUCAUAUUAACAGCAGUGGACACACGUUCUAAGCAGGCCUGGUUCCAGCAAUACAUGACUCAGGGAGGUGAAAGAGGUGUAGAUAGGAGGGGCGCCUUUUUUUAACACACUCACACGUGCACUGUAGAGCCAGAGUGAUCAUUGAGUCUCAGUCAAAGGGGCGGCUGGGGAUGUCAGCUGAGGCCUAGUCAUUGUCAUCAUAGUAUCUGCAACAGA